Podarcis raffonei (Aeolian wall lizard) is the source of this 3782-nucleotide messenger RNA. RefSeq names its product G protein-coupled receptor 19 (gene GPR19). Lineage: Eukaryota; Metazoa; Chordata; Lepidosauria; Squamata; Lacertidae. Bases 1348 to 2598 code for a protein of 416 amino acids. Gene Ontology annotation, molecular function: G protein-coupled receptor activity. Gene Ontology annotation, cellular component: plasma membrane. The transcript is spliced from 4 exons. The record is from RefSeq and is a predicted model, not a curated record. Gene Ontology annotation, biological process: G protein-coupled receptor signaling pathway.
UUGUAUAAUUUGGAACAUUCAAUGUGAUUUGAUUGGAUUGUUAAAAUGGGAAACUUAAUAAAAAUGAUUUUAAAACCCCAAAACAUUUAGGUUUACUUUUCCGCAUGGUUUCCCUGCCUUCCUCCUACAGUGGUAUAUAAAAUGGUGUUGGGGAAACAUGAUAUUAUGCUACAGGUAAGUCUGCUUAAACAUUAGAGAGGAUAACUUUUCUUUGUGGUAGAUCAGAAGACACCUCAUGUCAUGCUUACAGACUUCCCAAGGGCAUCUGUGAAAACCGGAAGUUGAACUAGAUGGGCCUUUGGUCUGAUCCAGCAGGAAUCUUCUUAUGUUUAUACUUUAAUACAAAGUACACAUGCUUCUUGAUGUUGGCUCCAUUAGAAUACUAAUCUCUAUGGGAUAUACCAUAGUAGAGGCCAUGUGUGUGUACUUCUUGCUCACCCAUCAUACAUUUAAUUAAUGCAUUUUGCAAGUAAUGCCAUGAGAAGAGCAUUCCUGGGGACCUCUUGUAAGCAGCUCUGAUCUUUGGGAGGAAGAACAGGGUAUCAGUGCAAUCAAUACAUAGACAAAGGGGAAUCAAACAAGCUGCAAUUCCAGCAAGCUUUUAUCUUUUAAACAUCUAUUUAGAAAGGAUUAAGCAAAAUUAGAAUGCACAACAGACUGAAUAAAGGUGAUUAAAAUCUCUAUGCUAUGAUCCAUACUCCUGUCUCUUUUAACCUGCUUCCCAAAUCAUGCUUUGCUGAAGCAGCAGAAAACGUUCUCCUACCUCUUUACACAUCUGCACAGAUUUUCUCCCUCCGUUUUCUCCCUUUUUUAUUUCUUCCAAUUGCCAGGAGGGGGGCAUGGUGACUGUUGCGGAAGAAAAUUAUCCCCUUCAACAAUCACACAGCUCCAUAGCAACCAGGACGUCAGCAUGAGACAGCUGCAGGUUUCCAUCCUAAUUUCUGCCCUUCCUCGGGAUCUGAAACAUUUGAGGUGUAGACGUCUUCAGAGCAACUGUGAACAUGUGUUUGAUCUCCGAUACAAUGAGUGACAGAAAUCCUAAUGGAAAACCCAUCUGAACUCCGGAUUAUACUUAGAAGCAGGAAAGAAAAAUGUGGUGCCAAAACAAAGGAAUUUAUGCUGAAUCAGAGCUGGCUAUUCUGUGACCCUGCAGCCAGUCAAGGAUGACCUGACCAGCAUAAUUGCAAUGAAAAUGUGACCAAUGGCAACAAGCUGAAGCAACUGAGCUUCCUAUAUAUUCCUCUGAAGAAAGAAGCAGGUUUGACAUCUCUGAAUAAGUCUUUGAAAGAAGAUGAUUUUUGCCCAAAGUAAAUUACGUGUCUUUGCCCUUUGAAGCAAAGGCUGAAUAUGUUGCUUGCCCAUGACAUGGAUAACAACGCUGCUCUACUUCUUACCCCAACUUCAGGGCUGCUGCUGCAGCAGAACCGCCACCAUGAAGAAACCUCUAGCCCUCUGGCAAGCAAUGAAAUGAUUGCUUUACCCAAGGAACACGGGCUUGAGAAAAAUGGUACAGCCUCACCGUAUGAGCUGAUGCAAGGAGAGAUCAUAGCAGCCAGCCUGCUUUUUGGAGCUUUAUGGCUAUUCUCCAUCUUUGGAAACUCCCUGGUUUGCCUGGUGAUCCACAGGAGCAGGCGGACUCAGUCUACCACCAAUUACUUUGUGGUCUCCAUGGCCUGUGCAGACUUACUGAUCAGCGUAGGGAGUGCUCCAUUUGUGUUUCUUCAGCUAGCCUCUGGGAGCUGGGCACUUGGGAGCAUGAUGUGUAAGCUAGUAAGAUAUUUUCAGUAUCUCAUACCCGGUGUCCAGAACUACGUGUUGCUUUCCAUCUGUGUUGACAGAUUCUAUACUAUUGUCUACCCGCUAAGUUUCAAGGUGUCCCGGGGAAAAGCCAAGAAAAUGAUUGCAGCAUCUUGGAUCUUCGAUGCCGCACUGGUGUCUCCAGCUUUCUUCUUUUUUGGGUCAGGUUGGGACAACCAUUGCAACUUUUUCCUGCCAUAUUCUUGGGACGGGGCUCUUUAUGGUACCAUCCAUUUGUUGGUGGCUUUUCUGAUUCCAUCUGUUCUGAUCAUCCUUUUUUACCAAAAAGUAAUAAAAUAUAUUUGGCGGAUAGGUACAGAUGGUAGGACGGUUCGGAGGACUAUGAAUAUAGUUCCGAGAACAAAGGUGAAAACUAUCAAGAUGUUUCUAAUGUUAAAUUUGCUUUUUCUGCUCUCGUGGCUCCCAUUUUAUGUGGUUCAACUUUGGCAUCCACUUGAGACAGACUACAGAAAGAGCUCCUUGGUCUUUAUGUCAGUCACUUGGAUAUCCUUCAGUUCCUCUGCUUCAAAGCCUACAUUGUACUCUGUGUAUAAUGCAAACUUCAGGAGAGGGAUGAAAGAGACCUUCUGCAUGUCCUCUAUGAAAUGCUACCGGAGCAAUGCAUAUACCAUCACCACCAGUUCAAAGAUAGCCAAAAAAAAUUAUGUUGGGAUCUCCGAAAUCCCUGCGCCAGCCAAAACUGUUUCCAAAGACUCGAUAUAUGAUUCAUUUGAUAGAGAAGCAAAAGAGAAGAAGCUUGCCUGGCCUAUUAAUUCAAACCCAACAAAUACAUUUCUCUGAAUAAUUCCAGUCCUUUCAACAAUUAUUUGCACAAUUGGAGCAAAGAACUAUGAAAAGAUUUGAUCUAUUUUGAGCUGGGGGUGGGUUUGCAUACAAAUUGGCAGGGAGAAUAAAUGUUUUCUUAAAUCCACUGAUUUAUUGUAUACUGGAUGUUUUCUGUUUUUGUUUUAAAUAACUAUUUCAUGCUCUCUGAAUUUAAAUUUAUUUUUCAACUGAUGGGAGUACUGCAGAUUGAACUGUUAAUGUAAAAAGCAGUAAACUCAUCAAUUACUUCACAGCACAAGUGUCCUGCUAAAGACAGACCAUCUUGUUAUGUCUCUUCUAUUAUGCCUUUGGGGGAUAUGUUGGGGAGCCUUUUAAGAUCUAGAUCUAGAGCCAAGUGGUUUUCACCCUUUCCCAUCUAGAAGUUAAGCGAGAGGAUGCAUCUUGACUGUAGUGUGUAAGCAUGUAAAUGCACACACAUUGGCAUGAAACGCUAGUGCACUGCUUCCUUUCCCCCAUCCCAGUAAUAAUCUACACUGACAGUAAAACUUGCUAAAUGCAUUUGACUUGCAGCUAUUCCUUAAGUAAAGCCAGAUCCGUUCUGAGUUUAAACAUGGGAGGAUCUCUGAGAAUUGUGAUCCUAUGACAAAGGCUAGGGAAACACCUGCACAGAUGGCUAUGCAGCUGUGGUCAUAUAGCGGAGUGGCCAUCUGUGGCCCUGUCUAACUCCCACUCCUGGGAGGUCCCAUCUGUACACAAGGCCUAUGCAUUUUGAGGGAAAUGGACCUGUGAAAUGGGGGGUUCUAGCAAAAGGAUUGUCAGAGCCUCGUGACAUGGGACCUUGAUGUCACCGUUAUAGACAUCCUUUGAAGUAAGGCUGCCACAACUAAUCAAAGGCAUCUCCAAAAAAGAUACCUUUGGCACGAUCUGGUCUCCCUUUUUCUCUUUUAUUGAAGAACAGGAUAUUUUAAUGCCACCAUCAUCACAGAGGUGUUUGUGGAGGGGAUAUAUUGAUUGAAAAUGUCUAGCCCACCUGAUCUGUAGUUGGGUUCCUAUUUGGCAAGCUAACAUGCCAGUGAUGUGGGAUUGAGAAUCGGAGUGAUCAUUUUGUGAUAUUAUGGCAGUGGACAAAGCUGUAUACUUUUGAAUAAAUGUUUAUUUAGUUUUAAAAAGAAGAAAAAGAAAGCCAUCACUGACCUUUU